GGGUUGCUCCCGACUUUAUCAGACCAACAGUGUUGUGUGCAGAGUGGCGGUGAGAGCAACUGCGUGUUGAAGGAACUUCAAGCGCCUGAUCUCUUGCCGGACUCAUACUCUGCAAUUGAGAGACCUAGAAGCUUUUGUGGUACGCAAAUUCAGCGCAAGUAGUAGUCAUGAGUUUUCAGGAUCUCCAGAACAAUGGCGCCAGGCCCUUCCCCUCUUCAUCUCAGAGUCCCUCGCAAGCCGUGGCCGCCGGCAUAUUCCAGAUCAAAACUGCCGUCGCUGCCUUCCGGAGGCUCGUCGACGCUGUCGGCACCGCUAAGGACACUCCCGAUCACCGUCAAAAGCUGGUCGAUACAAGACAACGGAUUAUGCAGUUGGUGAAGGAAACUUCUGCUAAGCUCAAAAUCGUUAGUGAUUCCGACCGCUCUGCCAAUGUCGAUCCAAGCAAGAGAAUAGAAGAUGCUAAGCUUGCAAGAGAUUUUCAAACUACCUUGCAAGAGUUCCAGAAAGUUCAACAGCUAGCUUCUGAGCGUGAGUCUACUUACUCACCCUUUACCGCGACAUCCUCCAUGAGCCAAACAACUAUCUCUAUUCAAUCUCCAGCAGUUAGCACUGACCAGGAGAACCAACCAUUCCUUAUGGAACAUAAAAGGCAGGAGAUAUUACUUCUAGGAAAUGAAAUUGCGUUCAAUGAAGCUAUAAUGGAGGAACGAGAACAAGGUAUCAGAGACAUACAAGAUCAAAUUGGGCAGGCAAAUGAAAUUUUUAAAGACUUAGCUGUUCUAGUUCACGAGCAAGGAAUAGUUAUUGAUGACAUUCAAUCAAAUAUUGAAGCUUCCUCUGAUGCAACCACACAGGCUAGAGUACAGUUAUCCAAAACGUCCAAAAGCAUCAAAUCUAAAUGCUCUUGGGAGGAGGUUAUGAUGAACUCGUCGGACUCAAGUUUGUUGGAAAUCGUGUUGGUGGGCGCUGGCAGUUCUCGUAGUGGUGUUGGUGAUUGUUUUCCUCAUCUUGAUCAUAUAGAAACCGAGUACGUGUGUGCCGCUGCAGAGUGAUGCUGGUUAGACUAAUAUAUAUAUAUAUAUAUAUGUAUGUAUCUUUCUUUUUUCCUUUUUGAGCCUGCGGUUUCUGAUUUUGUGCUGAUGAGAUGAAAUUUUGUGUUCUCUGUGGGGAGAGAGAGAGAGAAGUGUGACGAACCUCAUUUAGGAAACGUGUAUUUGAGGUGAUUGUGCAUUUGAUGAAAGUUGAUGUUCUUGUUGUUUGGAUUU
Diospyros lotus (date-plum) is the source of this 1265-nucleotide messenger RNA. RefSeq names its product syntaxin-22-like. NCBI's taxonomy places the organism in Eukaryota, Viridiplantae, Streptophyta, Magnoliopsida, Ericales, Ebenaceae. Gene Ontology annotation, molecular function: SNARE binding; SNAP receptor activity. Gene Ontology annotation, biological process: vesicle fusion; vesicle-mediated transport; intracellular protein transport. The coding region runs from base 168 to 1052 and encodes 294 amino acids. The record is from RefSeq and is a predicted model, not a curated record. The transcript is spliced from 8 exons. Gene Ontology annotation, cellular component: SNARE complex; endomembrane system; membrane.